Gekko japonicus is the source of this 1398-nucleotide messenger RNA. RefSeq names its product potassium channel, voltage gated modifier subfamily G, member 3 (gene KCNG3). The record is from RefSeq and is a predicted model, not a curated record. NCBI's taxonomy places the organism in Eukaryota, Metazoa, Chordata, Lepidosauria, Squamata, Gekkonidae. Gene Ontology annotation, cellular component: voltage-gated potassium channel complex; membrane. Bases 13 to 1398 code for a protein of 461 amino acids. Gene Ontology annotation, biological process: potassium ion transmembrane transport; protein homooligomerization. The transcript has 2 exons. Gene Ontology annotation, molecular function: protein binding; delayed rectifier potassium channel activity.
CCCCCCCAAGCCAUGAACUUUGGCCGGGGGGGCCCGUCGGUGGUGGUGCUGAACGUGGGGGGGACGCGCUACUCUUUCGCGCGGGAGGUGCUGAAGGACUUUCCCCUGCGGCGCGUGAGCCGCCUGCACGGCUGCCUGUCGGAGCAGGACGUGCUGGAGGUCUGCGACGACUACGACCGCGAGCGGAACGAGUACUUCUUCGACCGGCACGCGGAGGCCUUCGGCUUCAUCAUGCUCUACGUGCGCUAUGGGCACCUGCGCUUCGUGCCCCACAUGUGCGAGCUCUCCUUCUACAACGAGAUGAUCUACUGGGGCCUCGAGUGCUCUCACCUCGACUACUGCUGCCAGCGCCGCCUCGACGACCGCAUGUCCGACACCUACACCUUCUACUCGGCGGAAGACCUCCAGGCGGAGCCGGCGGGCGGCUGGAGCACCGGCAGCAGCACCAGCAGCAGCAAGAGCAGUUGCCACCACCCGCCCGGCCGAGGCGAAGGCGCCGACCAGGGCAGCAGCCACGCAGCGCCCCCGCCUGGCGGCGAGGAGAAGAAGUGGCUGGAGCGGAUGAGGAGGACAUUCGAGGAGCCCACCUCCUCCGUAGCCGCCCAGAUCCUGGCCACCGUCUCCGUCGUCUUUGUCAUUGUGUCCAUGGUGGUGCUGUGCGCCAGCACCACGCCCGAGUGGCGGGCGGCAGAGAACCGAAGCAUGGAGGAGCAGAGCAGGUACACAGCAGACUCAGUGAGGGAGCCUUCCGGGAUAAUUGAAGCUGUCUGCAUAGGCUGGUUCACUGCAGAGUGCAUUGUGAGGUUCAUCAUCUCCAAAGACAAGUGCGAAUUUGUGAAGAGACCUCUGAACAUCAUUGACUUGCUGGCAAUAACUCCCUACUACAUCUCUGUGCUGAUGACAGUUUUUACCGGGGAGAAUUCUCAGCUCCAGAGGGCAGGAGUCACCUUGAGGGUCCUGAGAAUGAUGAGGAUUUUUUGGGUGAUUAAACUUGCUCGUCACUUCAUUGGCCUUCAGACACUUGGCCUGACUUUAAAACGAUGCUAUAGGGAGAUGGUGAUGCUGCUUGUCUUCGUCUGUGUUGCUAUGGCAAUUUUCAGUGCACUGUCCCAGCUCCUUGAACACGGGCUGAACUUGGGAAAACCAAAUGAAGGCUAUUCCAGCAUCCCAGCUGCUUGCUGGUGGGUAAUUAUCUCUAUGACCACUGUGGGUUAUGGCGAUGUAUGCCCCAUCACUAUACCUGGACGGAUUCUUGGAGGGAUUUGUGUGGUCAGUGGGAUUGUUUUACUGGCCCUGCCUAUUACUUUCAUCUAUCACAGCUUUGUGCAAUGUUACCAUGAGCUCAAAUUCAGGUCUGCUAGGUAUGGCAGGAGCCUCUCUGCUGAAUUCUUAAAUUAA